Molecule: messenger RNA, 1812 nt
Organism: Dermacentor andersoni
Lineage: Eukaryota; Metazoa; Arthropoda; Arachnida; Ixodida; Ixodidae
Source: RefSeq, a predicted model, not a curated record
AUGGCGCAGCCCAGCGCGACCACCGCCACAACCAGUCCGAGCUUCCUAUCCGAUUCGAUGAGCAGCUCGAAUUCCAGCAUGGACUCCUCGGACUUCACCAGCUCCUCUACGAGCGUGAAAGGCGCCGGCACGCUCUCCACCGCUGCUACCAUUACCAAGCGUAAAACCUUUCGCGAGAGGUCGCUGAAGACCCCGAAGCUGCCGGAGCCACCCAAGACCCACGAAGACCUUCUGCACCUGACACAAAUGUCGAGCUCGGCCAUCAUCCCUACCGACUACCCAAUCUUGAUCGCGCCCCCCGAGGACAUGCGCCGACUCAUGGGCGUGCCCCGACUGCGUCGUUUCACGGCGCUCGAGGCGCGACGGCGCAUGCGCAACGAGCUCGGACGCCUGCGCGCCAGCGUCUCGCAGAUGUGGUUCGUCUGCCUGCUGGUACUGGCCGCGCUGGCCGUUCCCGCGGGCCUGGUCAUCGCGCCGUUCAUCACGUUCGGCGGCUUGCGCCCGACCACCGCGAGGCCCGCCGGUUGGACGCGUCCGACGACGGCCUACCCGUGGAUCAACGUCUCGCGCGACUGCCUGCGACCGGUCAGGCUCAACGACGACAUCAAGCAGAUCAACAUACACAACACGACCCUGCAGGCCGUCGCGGCGCACCGGGGGGACGUGCUCUGCCUGUUCAACAACUCUCGAUUCCGCAAGGCCCACCUGUACGACUACGCACCGACGAGCAUGCCGCUGUCGCUUUGCAACAGCCUGCUCUACUGGUCGCUGGCCGUCGAAGACGGCGUCGUGCGGGACCGGGUGCCCGAGUUCGACGUGCACUACGGAGUCUGGAAGUUGCGCGAGCUCGUGCAGGGCUUGGCGAGGGGAGGCUCGCUGCCGCCGCUGCUCGUCGGUUUGGGCGGACACCGCGAGGACAGCGCGCACUUCUCGCGGAUGGGCCGGGAUUCGAUCCUGAUUAGCAAGUUCGCCGCCAGUCUGUUGCGCUUCAGCGACAAGCACGGCAUCGGAGGCGCCGUGAUUGACUGGAAGGACAUGGGCGGUGCGUGCGGCCACUCCGACGACUUCCUGUACCUCAGCCGAGUGCUCGCGGCCGUCGUGAGGCUGCGCAACCUGAACGCGGACGACUACGCCCUCGGCGUCAUCGUCCCGGCCGACACGGCUGUCGCGCGAGCCGUCACGCGAGUCGCCGCGAAGGCGACAGUCAGCUUCGUCAUCUACGAGACGCACCGGCUGCACCUCGACGACGUGGUACACAUGUGCUCCGCGGCCAGGGCCGACGCGAUCGCUCUGAUCGCCGACAUGCAGAGCGUCGCGGCGAUGGCGGCCAGGGUCACGCCCCCGGUUGCAACACCCAGGCUGUGCGUGUCGUUCACCGCCGGCCUGCCGGUGAGCCGGGCCUACGAAGCGAGUCCGCCCGCACCCGUCCUGGACUCCGUCCCCGUGGGGAACGUCAGCCUGACGCCCGGCGUCGUGGCCAUCUACGAGUUCUGCGCGCUCACGUCGGUCGCCCAGGUCUCCUCGUACGCGGCUCCCGGUCACUGCACCAGCAUUACGAAGCGACCCGUGGGCCACACGGCGCACGACGUCACGCUUCCUAGCGGCGCCGUGGUGACGGCGGGAACCGCCAUCGACGACUACUACGCCUUCGUGUCGCCGGCCACGAUUCGCGCCGAGUUCACCGCUACGGCCGCCGUCGACACCCGGCGCUGCGCGGCCGUGUACGACCUCGACUUCGACCUGUACAGGGGCGGCUGCGUCAACGUGCAGCCGCAUUUUGGCAUAAUGAACAUCCAGGCCGGUCUGCGGUGA